Molecule: messenger RNA, 3067 nt
Organism: Pantherophis guttatus
Lineage: Eukaryota; Metazoa; Chordata; Lepidosauria; Squamata; Colubridae
Gene: GNL3
Product: G protein nucleolar 3
Cellular component (GO): nucleolus
Molecular function (GO): GTP binding
Source: RefSeq, a predicted model, not a curated record
CAAGCGAGACUCGCGGAGCGACAGCCAGGCCGCGGCGCUUUACGGCAGCCUCUCGGCGAGGUUCUUCUUUCUUCCACGUGGAUCGCUCAGAAGGAGAGGAGAGAGUCGCGUCCGGCCGCCAUGAAGCGACCGAAGUUAAAGAAAGCUAGUAAGCGCAUGACCUGCCACAAACGGUAUAAAAUACAGAAAAAGGUACGAGAACACAAUAAAAAACUUCGAAAAGAAUCAAAGAAACAUAAACACAGGAAACCAAAGAAAGAUCCUGGAGUUCCCAAUACUGCCCCAUUUAAAGAAGAGAUUCUUCGGGAAGCUGAACAUAGGAAGCAACAGCGUGAAGAAUUGAAACAGAAGCAAAAACUUGCUCGUCAGAAGGAACUAGAAAAGAAACGCAACCAACAAGCAAAUAAAAAGGAUGCUGGUGAUAAGAAAUCAACUAUAAAGCAAAAAACGAAAUCUAACCAGCAGGUCCAAAAGAAUUCAAAGAAAUCAUUUUGUGAGGAGUUAAAAACGGUAAUUGAGGCUUCAGAUGUCAUACUUGAAAUCUUGGAUGCUAGAGAUCCUCUAGGCUGUAGAUGUCCACAGGUUGAACAACUUAUUGCUCAGUCUGAGGGAAGAAAAAAAAUACUUUUGAUUUUAAAUAAGAUUGAUCUGAUACCAAAAGAAAACUUAGAAAAUUGGUUAAAUUAUUUAAAUAAAGAUCUUCCAACUAUUGCUUUUAAAUCUGCAAUGCAGAUAAAAGACAGAACUGUGCAAGAGAAAAGAAAUACAAAGAAGAAUAGUGCAUACCUAGAAUUAUCAAGAGCAAACAAAUGCUUUGGAAGUGAAUGUCUCCUGAAACUUCUACAAGAAUAUAGUAUGACUAAAGAUGAAGUUAUACAGGUUGGGGUGAUAGGUUUUCCAAACGUGGGGAAAAGCAGCAUAAUCAAUAGUCUGAAAGAGGUACGCGCCUGCAACGUGGGACCAGAGAGAGGCCUAACAAAGUCCGUACAAGCAGUGCACAUUGACAAACGUAUCAAGAUGUUGGAUAGUCCCUGUAUACUUGCAGCACCUUCAUGCUCUGUUCUCGCUCUAGCACUGAGAAGCAUCACAUAUGCUGAAAACCUACUUGAUUCAGUAGAUGCUGUUCUGAAGCACUGUAGGAAACAGCAGAUCAUGUUACACUAUAAUAUCUCAGACUACAGGCAUUCUCUGGAAUUUUUAACUUUGCUCGCUCAAAAGAGAGGAAUGUUGAAAAAAGGUGGUCUUCCUGAUACAGAAGGUGCGGCUAAAUUACUGCUCUCUGACUGGACAGGUGCCAAAGUUCGUUACUAUUCUCGACCUCCUGAACCAUGGACUCUGUCUCCACAUCUUUCCAGGGAAGGAGUAGCAACAAUACAGGAGGGUUUUAAUUUUGAGGAAUUGGAAGAAGAUAACAAAACUACUGUAAAUGCUAACAAAUACCCUAACCAGGCAAGCACUAUUAUCUUCCAAUCUCCUGGCUUCACGGAUGGCAUUAUGGAAGAUAAUGAACAGCCAGAGGAAGCCCUGGAAUCAGAAAAGGCGGAAGAAAAUGAUGAAGAAUUAACUGAAGAAGAAAUUGAGGAUGAUGAAAGUGACCUUGAUGAUGUGGAAGAGGAAAGUGACAAAUUAAUGAGUAGUCAAACACCCUCUGAAGAAUUGAAAGCAAAGAAUGCAAACUUGGACAUGUUACCUACAGAUGAUAAACAACUCAAAACCAGUGACCUGGAUGAUGCCUAUGACUUCAAUACCGAUUACAUGUGAAGAAAAUAUUACAAAAUUCAAGUAUUUUUCACAUUCUGGAAUGCAUUCCUAAUCUGUUUUGCAGUUACUGAACACCAGACUCUUGUAAAUAUUUUGGAAGUAGCAGCUGAUAAGGAAAGAUGCUUUCUGAUGUAGUAAAUUUUGUUCAGUAAAUGCUUUGAUCAUAUGAACUAUAAGCAGAAGUAAAAUCAGUGUUUUACAAAAGCAGAAUGAAGCAACAAUUCAGACUGUAGCCUGUGUAGGGCUUGUGUUGAAUAAGUAUGGAUAACAAAGGACUUUCUAUUUUCCAAACUGGAAAAACCUGAGCUGCAUUGCGGAAAAUCCUAUGGUGGAAUGAAAAAUAUUUUUCUUGGGUUUUUUUUUCUUCUUCUUCCUACAAUAGUAAGCUUAGCACUAAAAUGAAAGUUGAAGCCAAUAAAGGGUAAAGGAACAGGUAAAAAUUGCUUCUUUCCUGAAUUAUGCAUUUUUCAUAAUUCUGUAGCCUCAGUUCCAUCUUAAUAAGGCAUAAUUAUGUUGUAUACAGGAAUACAUAAUGCAGGUUCCUGAGGAACCUAAUAUGUGUAAUUAGAAAAUAUAACCAAAAGUGCACAUAUAUUUGUGACGUCUUCCUGCUCAAUAUGUAAGUAGUGCAGCCAUAUAGAAUAUGCACUCUUAUAUGAAAUCCAGAAUUUUUUUUUAAAUGAUAUAAUUGCAUAUCUUUAUCUAAUUUUUCUUUGGAUGUAUAUACAGAGGCAAGAAUAUAACCUGUAAUGCAGUACAGCCAAAGCCCUUUCCCAUCCACUGUUUACUUCUAAUUGUUUCUGUUUUCAGCCACCAUUUCUUCUCAGAUGAAUAUAGACAUAAUGAGUAGAUUUACAAGGUUUACCUAAUUCCUGAUAAUUAGAAAGACAAAAGUGGUUCAGCCUUUUUUGAACAAGAAUCAUACUUAACUAUUGGAUGGCCCACCAGAGGUCACAUUCUUCUAUGUGACACAUAUAAUAUUUCUGUAAUCAAGAAGUUUCUCCUUCUGUUGCAUGGUAGUUUAGCAGCAACUUUUGGAGGAGGAACACUGGCUUCUACACCUCUGUUACUUUUCUUCGUAACAUCAAAAUUUACCUUUUCUUUUAAUUUGUGAACUUUUCUCCCAAAUUUCUAAUUCUUUUAAUGUGCAUCUCCCAAAUAGAUGCUUACGAAACUGAGUCCAUUUACUGGAAGAAGUAAUAUAUUUUAAGACAUUACUUUUUAUUACAAUUAUCAAAUGUAAAUCUGAACUUGCAUACAAACAAAUCAAGAUUUCUCCAUAAAUUCUCCAUGAAUUUGAAGAGGU